This is a messenger RNA of Lactuca sativa (garden lettuce), 471 nucleotides long. NCBI's taxonomy places the organism in Eukaryota, Viridiplantae, Streptophyta, Magnoliopsida, Asterales, Asteraceae. The record is from RefSeq and is a predicted model, not a curated record.
AUGACUAAUAAUUCUAUCAGAUUUGGGAAUAUAUCUUCUGCUUUUGUCAGUGAAGAUGUUAGUUCUGGCUCUUCAAAUGAAAACCGACCUCAAGCUCCACAAACUAUCAAUCCCGAUUACAUCACUUUACCCACUGCAUAUAAACUGAAUGGUCAAAACUAUAAUCUUUGGUCUCACUCUAUUUCAAUCUUCAUUGGAGGAAAGGGUAAAGAAGACUACUUGUCUAUUAAUCUUGUUCAACCCGAUGAUAAAAGCCCUACCUACAAAAAGUGGAAAGCAGAAAACAACAUGGUUAUGUCGUGGCUCCUAAAUUCUAUGACUCCUGAAAUAGGUGAACAAUUUAUGUUUUACAAAACUACAUCAGAAAUUUGGGAAGCGGCUCGUGAUACGUUUUCAAACCAAGACAACACUUCUGCAUUAUUUGAAAUCAAAGGGCUUCUCCAUGAUCUCGUCAGGGAGAGUCAACUGUAA